AUGAUAUUUGACUAUCAAAGGUAAAAUUUAAUUAUAAUUAUUAUUAUUUAUGGGUAAUAAAAACCAGAAGGAAUAGCUUUUAAAAUAUAUUGAUUAGUCUAGAAUAGAGUGAAUUCAAUAAAUCUUAGAGAUAUCACCUAAUUUAUUAAACGAGAUAUUGCAAAAGAUAUUAUAUAAACUCCUUUAGCAAGAGCAGUAUGGAGAAACGAUAUGAAAUUAAUUUAAUUGUUUUUAGAUGUGUAAAUGAUCUAUUAUAAUUGGUUAAAAGCUAAUCCAAAUAAUGGAGGUUCAUUAAGUAUUACACCACUUAUGUGGGCUUGUAAAAGAGAUAAUCAAUAAGCAGUUUCUUUAUUAAUUUAAUCAGGUGCAGAUAUUAAUAUUCGUCCUAAUUAAGGUUUCUCUGCUUUAGAUUAUGCUAUUUUACAUGGAAAUUAUCGUCCUGCUUUAUUUCUUUUUGAAUUCAUAUAAGAAAUUCUUGAUUUCACUUCUUAUUAUCAUUUUGCUAAAGAUAACGAUUAUAGAUAUGUUAAUUAUGAAAUUAUGAUAACUCAUCUUCGUUUAAAAACAAAAUAUGAACUUAUUCCAAAUAUAUUUGAAAAACCUAAAAAAUAAUAAAUGCUUGAUCCUGUUAUUGAUCCAAGAGAAAGUUGGGGGAUUUUAUAUAUAUAAAUUGAGUUUAAGAAUCCUCCAUUAAUUGAAAUUGAUGAAUUACCUUUUGAUUUAUAACCUUAAAAUAGAAUGAUUGGUAAAAUUAAAUGGUUUACCGAUUAAAAAGAAUAAAUCUUAAUAAUACUCUAAAAUUAGUCUUUAAGUAAUUAUAUUCCAUAUAUUAUAUUUAAGAAUUAAAACAAUAACUCUUAGACAAAUCAAAAUUAAAAUUAAAUUUCAUUUUCUUGA
This is a messenger RNA of Paramecium sonneborni, 897 nucleotides long. Lineage: Eukaryota; Ciliophora; Oligohymenophorea; Peniculida; Parameciidae. The record is from the annotation of a GenBank genome assembly.